This is a messenger RNA of Notothenia coriiceps (black rockcod), 4024 nucleotides long. RefSeq names its product ankyrin repeat and KH domain-containing protein 1-like. Gene Ontology annotation, cellular component: cytoplasm. Lineage: Eukaryota; Metazoa; Chordata; Actinopteri; Perciformes; Nototheniidae. The transcript is spliced from 11 exons. The annotation marks the transcript as partial. Gene Ontology annotation, biological process: innate immune response. The record is from RefSeq and is a predicted model, not a curated record. Gene Ontology annotation, molecular function: RNA binding.
UGUGCCGGUUUGAAUGUGUCCCCUGCAGAAGAAGAUGUUCCUAUUGAGCCCCCGAGUGCAACCACCACCACCACCAUUGGAAUAUCCGCCACCUCCACCACUUUCACUACAGCUUUUGGUAAGAAGCGAGCAAGUGUGGCCACUACCCCGAGCACCAAUCGUAAGAACAAAAAGAACAAGACCAAGGACUCGCCCAAUGAACCAAUCAUAUUACAGGAUCCGCAGGUUGCACUAGCACAGCACAAGGCGGACAAGAACAAGAUCCACGGCGAGCCCCGGGGUGGGGGGAGCGGAGUGACGGGCGGCAACAGCGAUUCGGACCCAUUGGAUAGCACCGACUGUGCUAGUGAGAGCAGCAGCAGUGGGGGCAAAAGUCAGGAGCUCAACUACCUCCCUGAUCUCACCUCCUCCGCCUCCUCCUCUUCCUCCUCUUCCUCAUCCUCCUCAUCAGUCCCCUCCUCAGGAGCAGCCCAGAGCCUCCUGCGCGGCCUGGAGAAGAGACACUGUCCUCAGCCGCAAACUGACGCCAAGGUGGAAAACAAGGUCACAGUCUCUAUCUCAAAACCAACGCAAAAAGCUCUGGACAUGAGCGACUCCACCUCACACUCCUUACCCUCUCCAUUCAAGACCAUGGCUCUACCCGUCACCUCACCCAUCAGUAAGCUCAGUCUCACAAGCCCCAAAAGAGGCCAGAAGAGAGAAGAAGGUUGGAAGGAAGUGGUCCGAAGAUCAAAGAAGCUGUCUGUGCCAGCCUCUGUUGUGUCUCGGAUCAUGGGUCGAGGCGGCUGCAACAUCACAGCUAUCCAGGACGUGACAGGAGCUCACAUUGACGUAGACAAACAGAAGGACAAGAACGGGGAGAGGAUGAUCACCAUAAGAGGAGGGACUGAGUCUACAAGGUAUGCAGUCCAGCUGAUAAAUGCUCUAAUCCAGGAUCCAGCUAAAGAGCUUGAGGAUCUGAUCCCCCGGAAUCACAUCCGAGCCCCAGGCUCCAAAACCACCUGUGCUUCCUUCCCCAGUACAACAGGGGCCGUCAGCGGCUCCAGUGUUGGGCCCAAGGCCCUGAGCUCGUUGGUCACCUCCCCAGGCGUCUCGUUCCAGCCCUCUUCAUCCUCAUCUUCACCCUCCUCUCAGGCUGGGGGAAAGAUUGGGAAGGGGCUGUCAUCAAAUGUCAGACAGCCCUUCCCUGUGUCUCUGCCCUUGGCGUACGCUCACCCUCAGCUCGCUCUCCUGGCUGCGCAGACCAUGCACCAGAUCAGACACCCUCGUCUACCCAUGGCUCAGUUUGGUGGCACCUUCUCUCCCGCCGCCAGCACCUGGGGACCCUUCCCUGUGCGUCCCGUGAGCCCCGGGAGUGCUAACAGCUCCCCCAAGCACAAUGGAGGAACCAACAGCACUGGAGGCCAGGCCCGACCCAACUUGACCCACAGUGAGCACGCAGCCAGCUCAAUGGUCUCAGUUGCGCCCACCAACACCUCGACCAACAGUGCUCCCAACGCAGCAGCAACCUCGCCUCAUACCCCAAAUCCUACUCCUUACAAUCCCCAGCCGAGCGUCCCCACUCCUUCCUCCGUCAGAAAAAAGCUCUUUGCCCUUGACCCCAAGCCCGCCGGUGCCCCCCCUGUGUCUGUUUCUGCCUCUUCUACUAGUGGCAGUAAUGCAGUACGAGGCACAGGUUCUCCCGCACAUCACAGUUCCACUACCCUUCACGCGAACGCCCCUCAGCAUUCAGUCGGACCGAUGUCCCAGCCCCCAAUCCAUUCAAAUAAAUCAGAACCCAGUGCUGUUGCCCCUGGAAAAGACAAGCCCUCUCUCUCUGCAGAGAACCAGGCUGUUCAUGUCAGUGAGAGCCUCAACUCUAUGGGUUUCCCUGCCCCCAGCAUGGCUUUACCUUCCAAGCCAGAGCUUCGACAGCAGUUACCUCCUCCCCCCUCCUCUGCACCAUCAUCAGAGGCCCCACCACCGCUCCUCAACCCGCAGCCCGGCUCCCAACACGCCUCAGCACAGCCUACUGUCCUCUCACACAAUGUUGCACACCCCAACAACACUGUACCCCACUUCUCAGCCCCUGCGCCCAGAGUCUCCCAUCGUAUGCAGCCACCAGGGCCUUACUACUCCCUUAAUGAGCAGCAACAUCAACAACAACAACAACAACAUCAACAACAGCAGCAGCAGCAGACGCAACAACAGCAGCAGCAACAGCAACAACAGCAAUCUGUGUUCGUGCCCUUCAAUGCUCAGCAAGAACUCCCAAAACAGACCCAAAAUCAGACGUCCCAGCAGAGCAAUUUGCCUCCACAAGCGCAAAACCAGGCUCAAGCCCAGUCUCAAGGCUCCCUUCAGGUCUCUGCUAACAUGGGCAUGAUGAACGGUUCCCAGAUGCAGCAUGUGGGCAAUGCGGGCAAGCCUCAGCAGUUACCCCCCAACUUCGGUCCUGCAGGUCUCUUCAACUUCAGCAGCAUCUUUGAUAACCAGGUUUCAAACAAUCCGGUGUGGGGUGCGUGCCAUCUGCCGACUCGAUCACCUCCAGAGCAGUCGUACUCGACCCCACAGGCCUACAUGAGCCAGAUGGAGAAUAUGAUGCCCCAGCCUCCUCCAGACAGCUCUAAAGCCCCUGGCUACCGCUCUGCCUCACAGAGGAUGGUCAACAGCCCCAUCGCGUUGACCAGCUAUACCACCAAUAUCUCUGGUAGCCCUGUGUAUCUGCACGGUCAUACAGGAGUGGGCGCACCCUCAUUCAGCAGACAGCACUUUUCCCCCCACCCAUGGAGUGCAUCCACAUCAGGUGAAUCUCCUGUGCCGCCUCCAUCUACGGUGUCGUCAUCUGCCCUCUCAACCUCAGCUGUGCCCCCUCCCCCCCAGCCUAAGCCAGGCAACUCCUCCCAGCAGGACCGGAAAGUUCCCCCUCCCAUCGGCACGGAGCGGCUGGCCAGGAUCAGGCAGACGGGUUCUGUUAACCCCCCCCUGCUGACCACCAGCUACACGGCAUCCGUUGGACAGGGAGGCAUCUGGUCAUUCGGGGUCGGCAGUGCUUCGGAGGCCAUGUCUGGUUGGUCCCAGCCCCUGAUGAGCAGCCACAUGAUGCACCCUCAGCUGCAGCAGGAGCAGUCCGCCUUCUCUCAGCACCAGCCCAUGGAGCAGGAUGACACCGGCAUUGCAAACCCUGCGAAUAACUACCACCAGGCUCAGCAUCUGCCCAACAGCUACAUGGACUUUCCUAAGGGGAUGCCUAUGUCAAUGUAUGGAGGAACCAUGCUGCCCCCUCAUCCUCCCAUGGCAGAGGGGCCAGGGGGGCCGAUGUACAAUGGUUUGCACGCUGGUGAUCCCGCAUGGAGCCCCAUCAUCAAAGUGGUCCCAAACAAUGCGGAUAACUCUGACCCACAGCAGCAGGUGUGGCCUGGUACCUGGGCACCUCAUGUUGGCAACGUGCACCUGAACCACGUCAACUAGAGAGCGUCCACAGCAAUCAAACGCACACAGCAUGACCCACAGCGCUAACCUGAAAUACCAACUGACGAAUAUGACCGAAUAAGACGAUGAAAAAAAGAAAAACGUACAUGUUAACUUUAGUAGAGACCUAAGAGUGCAGAGCAGAGGUUGAAGAAUUGGAAGUUCUCAUGACACCAUUCUUUAAUGUUCCUAUCUCAAACAAAUAAAGAGGAAAUUGGGCGAAAAUUGUUAUCAGUGUCCUGAUGAUGCAAACAACAUGCGCGAUCACCUGUUUAACAGGAUCCAUUCUCUGCGUAGUUUAGCGAUUUUGACUUAAACCCACAUACACCGUUCUUGGGCUGCAGGGGGCUCAACAUGAAGUAGCUAUUUAAACUUGGCCCAGAACUAGAUGAUGAUUACCGAAAGAGAAAGAGAAAUCAGAACCUUUUAGAGUGGUAAAUAAAUGUAUAAUUGUUUACAUACUAAAAAGGGUUAAAAUGAGAGUAAAUUUCAUGUCGUAUAGUGGCUCUACUUUAUGUAGCCUGUAUUAAUGUGAAAUAUUUACCUUAAUAUUCAAUAAAAAGAUUGAAAAGUA